Molecule: messenger RNA, 939 nt
Organism: Phytophthora nicotianae INRA-310
Lineage: Eukaryota; Oomycota; Peronosporomycetes; Peronosporales; Peronosporaceae
Exons: 2
Coding region: 1-939 (312 amino acids)
Source: RefSeq, a predicted model, not a curated record
AUGGUUCAUCUUGUCCAUUCUGCACUGUACUGGAAGCUUCGGUGCAUCCAGGACUCGUCGGCUAGCGAGGACGAGAACACCCCGCCAAACGUUUCGCGUACGCAGAGCCCCGAGGACAAGACCGCCAAGCAAAAGUACAGCGACGACAAGAACUGCGACGACGAGUGCUGCGGCAACAAGGGCUGGGACGCCACGUCUUUGACUGGAACCGCCACGCCUCCGUGGAUGUCGCCAGGCUUCACGAAGCUCAGCUACUCCAGGAGCAACACUAACCCGCCACCAUCGUCGCCGUCAUCGGCACCUUCUCCGUCUUCAGCGGAGACAGUGCUUUCACCUUCGCGUCGUCCUCUGGAGGUGGCCAGUCCGCCAACUUCAUCGCCUGUGAUGCUGGAAACAACUCCACGGCCGUCACCGCUGGUGGGCUCUCGCACGAAAGGCCUGCAGAACCGUCGAUCUCGCCGUGAGGGUGCGACUCCUUAUUCUCGACCCUGUCUCCUUCGCGACCAGAAAGGAUGCUCGGUGGCUAACCCGAGUGGUUGUAUUCGGGCUGCGAACGUGGAGUCUUCGGGACCAAAACUGCGUUCUCAUAUAACUGCGGACAUGCUCGUUCCUGUGCGCUGGCCCUAUGAUGUGGCUCACUUGCGAGAGCAAUACAAUCCCAUGGCGACAGUGUUUCCUGCUGUUCCCAAUUUUGGCUUGUGCAACUGCCAAGAUCCGUGCCGUUUCGACACUUGCCGCAAUGCCCUCAUGAACGUGUACUGCAACAUCAACUGUUGUCCGUAUGAGGGCAUGUGCGGCAAUGGCCUUCGGGAGUCUAACAAGGUGAGAAGUGGUCGGCCAGUACCUUGGCGAGCUGGAACACCUGAGCAUGAACAGGAGCGUCCGCCCGCGGAACACAGGCUAUCGCUUGGUGAUGAGGCAGCGCCCGGAGCGCCCUGA